CUCCACAGCUGAGUAAGAUUUUUUUCUUUUACACUUACAUUGAUAUAGACAGUAGUAAUAUGGGCGCGCCUGCAGCUAACGGACCAACAGCGUUUUCUGAUGAUGGAAGAGCUGUUAUUGAAAGACAACUCCAUACUCACAGUGAAAAGCAUGACGAUAUUUCUGAACUCUACGAACUCGAGCGUACAGUCGCUGCUAUAAAGGAUGGUGCUUACAAACGUAUCGCCUUACAGUUUCCCGACGAACUACUAGCAGACUCUGCUGCUGUCUCUGAGGAAUUAGCUAAACGAACUGGACAAAAUGUAUUUGUUCUAGCUGACACUUCUUACGGUAGUUGUUGUGUUGAUGAGGUAGCUGCUGAUCAUGUCAGUGCAGAUCUUAUUGUCCAUUAUGGUAGAUCUUGCUUGAGCCCUACUUCACGUAUCCCCGUUCUCUACGUUUUUAUGCAACAACGACUUGAUAUAGAUCAUUGUAAGGACGAAUUUGCAAAGCUCUUUCCCGAUAAGGAUCAAGCUGUCAUUGUUAUGUGUGACGUGGAGUAUUCAUACGCAGUAGAAGAUUUGACUGCUCAACUGUCAAAAGAAUAUAAGCAUAUUAUCCCAACUGUUAUUCAAACUGAAAACAAUUUACAAUGCACUCUACCAAGAAAUCGGACGGAAGGUGAUGAUGAAGAAGAGCAACAAAAAAAUGCUUCAGCUGACAAUGAUGAACCUGUGUAUACUUACGGUGCUGAGAUACAGAAUUUGGCACCCAUUGAAUUUGCUGAUAUUGAGCAUCUUAACUCACAAAAGAAAAAGGGAGGCCGUUAUUUUGUUUUACCAGAAAACGUCCCUAUUGAAGAUUGUUCUAUCUUUUUCAUUGGUAAAGAAAGCUUGACGUUGACAAAUAUAAUGAUGGUGCAUAAUCAGUGUCCUGUUUACACGUACAAUCCAAAGACAAAAGAAGCCAGAAAAGAAUCUGUCCAGGUGAAUAGGAUGCUCAUGAGAAGAUAUUUCUUAGUUCAGAAGGCGAAAGAUGCUAAUACGUUUGGUAUUGUUGUUGGUACCCUUGGUGUUGCCUCAUAUCUCAAUAUCAUUGAACACGUAAAGAAAGUGAUUAAAGCAGCAGGCCGCAAGUCAUACUUUUUUGUUAUGGGCAAACUGAAUAUAGAAAAGAUGGCCAAUUUUAUGGAAAUCGACUGUUUCGUUCUAGUAGCUUGUCCUGAAAAUAGUUUAGUUGACUCAAAGGAAUUUUAUCGCCCGAUUGUCACACCUUUCGAAUUGGAGCUUGCUCUGAUAAGCAGAGGCAAGGAAUGGACUGGCGAUUACGAAACGGAUUUCUCCAAGCUUCUUCCACAGUUACGAACAGAUGACUUUACCUAUGAUGAAGAACGUGAAUAUGAUGGAUCUAGCGAUGAAGAAGCCCAUUUCUCUAUGGUGACUGGUCAGUACAUAUCAAGGCCAUUAAGCUAUGCUUUGAGACAUAAAGAAACUGACUCUUCCGGAGAAGCCCUUACUAGUAAACUUACUGAUUUGACCCUGAGAAACAAGGAAACAAGUAUUUCUGUUUUAUUGAACAGUACAGCAGGUGAAUACUUGAAAAAUAGAACAUUUAGGGGUCUGGAGCCUCAUAUCGGCGAGGAUGAAGCAGCAGCGGUACAGGAAGGUCGCUCAGGCAUUGCCCGUGGUUAUGUUAAUGAGAAGAAGACUGAAGAAAAUCCAAAAUAAAUUGUAUAUAAGACUUCAACAUUAGUAGUCCCGUAUUAUAGUUACAUAAUUUAUUUGUCAAGUCGAAAUUAUCUUUGAUUUUUGAUGCUUUAUAUGUACAUAGUUCAUCAAUAAGUUUUAUGAUGGAAGAGCUUUGAGCUCAUGCUUUCUAUUUCUACAAAACAGAUAGUACCAUGAUCAUACAUCAUUGAUUUUAUGGAACAAUGAGUAAUAAAAGAUUUUACACAAUUUUUUUCAUUUUGGAGUAAAGAAACCAAUGUAUUUACUGUAAAAUUCGUCAACACUCUAUCGCUAUGCAAGGUCUACCGAUCAUUGUGCCUGCAGCACUUCCUUUUUUAUUCAUUCUCUCUGCUGAUUCAUUUAAAGAGUUAAAAAAAAAAGCUCAGAAUGCGUAUGAUCUGAGCCGUGUAAAAUUACGAUCCAUCUGCGCAGUCA
Messenger RNA from Mycotypha africana, 2141 nucleotides. RefSeq names its product diphthamide biosynthesis protein 2. Gene Ontology annotation, biological process: protein histidyl modification to diphthamide. Gene Ontology annotation, molecular function: 2-(3-amino-3-carboxypropyl)histidine synthase activity. Bases 60 to 1706 code for a protein of 548 amino acids. The transcript is spliced from 10 exons. Lineage: Eukaryota; Fungi; Mucoromycota; Mucoromycetes; Mucorales; Mycotyphaceae. The record is from RefSeq and is a predicted model, not a curated record.